Messenger RNA from Phalaenopsis equestris, 526 nucleotides. RefSeq names its product heat shock factor-binding protein 1. Gene Ontology annotation, cellular component: nucleus; cytosol. Gene Ontology annotation, molecular function: transcription corepressor activity. NCBI's taxonomy places the organism in Eukaryota, Viridiplantae, Streptophyta, Magnoliopsida, Asparagales, Orchidaceae. The record is from RefSeq and is a predicted model, not a curated record. Gene Ontology annotation, biological process: cellular heat acclimation. Bases 1 to 246 code for a protein of 81 amino acids. The transcript has 5 exons.
AUGCCUGGUGACCAUGAAUCAGAAGACUUGAUGAAGAACCCUGCUGAUAUGACAGCCUUUGUUCAAAAUCUUCUUGUUCAGAUGCAAACCAGGUUCCAGACAAUGUCUGAAAGCAUUAUUGGGAAGAUAGAUGAAAUGGGAAGCCGGAUUGAUGAACUGGAGCAGAGCAUCAACGACUUAAAAGCUGAGUUGGGAGAAGUUCCAGUCAAAAAACCCGAGGAAUCGAAAACUACUGAUGUUUCUUGAGAUUUCUACAUCUCCAGUCAGAUUGAAGUGGGAAGCUAAGAAAAAGUUUAUAUUAGGUUUAUUCAGCUUUCUUAUUGGUAUGCAUCUCAUGGUUGCAGCACUGCUAAUUUGGUUUUGAUUUCUUGAUCCUCAUAACUUUCAUCGUUUUAUCCGGUUAAACUUUUGGUGCAGUUCUGUGCUUGCCUUUAAUGUGUUUUGACAUUUCUAAAUGCUGAUUAUUGUAUGAGCUUGGAAAUAUUUGCAGAAUUAUGUAAUAUACCUGUUUGUGUUGCUCAUUAUU